This is a messenger RNA of Syngnathus typhle (broad-nosed pipefish), 1686 nucleotides long. RefSeq names its product RING finger protein 122-like. The record is from RefSeq and is a predicted model, not a curated record. Gene Ontology annotation, cellular component: endomembrane system. The transcript has 7 exons. Gene Ontology annotation, molecular function: ubiquitin protein ligase activity; zinc ion binding. NCBI's taxonomy places the organism in Eukaryota, Metazoa, Chordata, Actinopteri, Syngnathiformes, Syngnathidae. Bases 833 to 1321 code for a protein of 162 amino acids.
GGCGGGCGGGGGAGAGGGAAAGGAGGGGGCACUGAAAGCAGAGCUGUGAUGCAGUGAGCGAAUCACAUGAGCCUGGAUCUGUUUACAAACUGAGCGCUCCAUAGACGUGAAGUAGAAAAGAGAAACGAGGACGGCGAGAAUCAACACAACAGGAAUGCAGGUGAAGAGAUGAAGAGCUGCUUUCCACAAGAUCACCGAGGUUGCUUGCUUGGCUGACUGUGUUGCUGCCAUCCAUGUCCUUUUCCCUUUGUAUCUCCAUAAUUGGCCACGGCAGGUUGUCACACCCGGAGAGGAAGGAAGAAAGCCACGUAGAUAACUAAAACAGGAGAGAAGACAGGAAAACGAGAGUGAGAAAACCUCGUGACAAUGUUUUGAGUGGGAGACGAAGCACAACGCAGGUACUGCUAACCAAAGACAUAUGGAAAGAGAUUUUUUUUUUUUUGUAGAUCGAUAAUAACAUCGUUUUCCCAUAUGCCUCCACCCUUCAAGACUUUGGUAAUGUGACGCAGGACAAAGACGUUGAACAAUUCUAUUUGCAUCCCAUGGGAAAUCAGGAGGAUGUUGCUCCCACAUUUUUGGGUGAAUCAUCCUCGACAAAGUAAUUGGAGUACAAACGAGCAGCUUGUUACUCCCAUGAUGGCCACUUGAGAAACUGGUUGCCUCCAGACUACAAGAAUUCAACACAUUGCACAUCCCAAAUUUUGGGUUAAAUGACCGCGACCCUAAGAAGUGGAAGGAAUCGAGUUGUGAAGGCCAUCCUUUGGGCUUUACAGUGGUCAACCUCUCCAGAGAAUUUUCAGACUUUUGACAUCUGUACAAUCUAUCAAAUUUGAUGCAACCUUUUCAGUGGUGUAACGGGUGUCGGUGUGACCUUGCAUUGCAGAACUCGGACCCCUCCUGUAAGAUGACGUCUGAAGAGGUCUUCCAUCUGCCGCUCAAUGUCUACAUCAUCGUUCUGGGCAUCGGGCUUUUUAUCCUAAUGCUCAGUCUCAUUUUCUGCUGCUACCUGGUCAGACUCAAGCGACAUAGUGCAAGAGAACACUAUGGCUAUAAUGAGGUUGUUCUAAAAGGAGCAGGGAAGAAACUGAGCCUUCUUGGGCAAACAUGUGCAGUGUGUUUAGAAGAGUUUCGCAGCCGGGAUGAGCUUGGAGUGUGUCCAUGUUCACAUGCUUUUCAUAAGAAGUGUCUAUUGAAAUGGUUAGAGAUCCGUAGUGUCUGCCCCAUGUGCAACAAGCCAAUAUGCCGCCUCCAGCCUGGGCCUUCACAAGCUGCCGAGCAGCCACAGGGUCUCCUGGAGGUCCUAGAGGGACCGCAGAUAUGAUGCGCAAAACCGGCCAAGGCUGUUUCUACAACAUUGACACAGAUUGUACUACAAGAACAUUUUUAUAUGACAAAUCUUAAGGCGGAAGGACUUAUUCGAAUGUGAGUGUGCAAUGUUUAAUAACUGUUUAUAAUUACGGCGCAAAAAUAUUGUAGAGCAGACAUUUUCGUCAAACUUUCAGAGAAGCAUUGGUGUUUUUCUAAAUGUUAUGGUACAUACUAUGAAGACUGCUGUAGUCUGAUGUGCUUUUCCUAAUGUCAGUCACAAUGAAGUCACGUGGGCACAUCACACAUUUGUGCAAAUAUUUGUAUCUUGAAUUUGUGAGGCAUAAAAGUCCAAUAAAAAAAAUAUAUAUAUAUAUAAAA